AUGGCAGCUAACAAACUGGCACCACGGGAAAUAAAGGGUGCUCCAGGCAGCCCUAACCUCUCCGACGUCGUCGAAGAUAUCCUCAACUACAACUCGGAUUUACCGUACGAAGUCAUCUACAUCCCACGUCAUCCGGCAAAGCACGGGUCGAACGAGUACGCCCGAGACACCCAUCAAACCCGACUGGGCGCCCACUUAUUCCGAGAGCCGCAGCCCUUUCAAAUCAAAGCUGUGCCUAUAGAAGGCGAAGAGGAAAAGCAUGAGAAUACCUUGCAAUAA
Molecule: messenger RNA, 279 nt
Organism: Aspergillus viridinutans
Lineage: Eukaryota; Fungi; Ascomycota; Eurotiomycetes; Eurotiales; Aspergillaceae
Exons: 2
Coding region: 1-279 (92 amino acids)
Source: RefSeq, a predicted model, not a curated record